AUGGGCAAGCUCAAGCUAGUUAUGGUGGCGGCCAUGUCGCUGACGAACGGCAUCGGCAAGGACGGUGGACUACCUUGGCGGCUGAAAGGUGAGAUGACGUACUUCCGCAAUGUCACAAGUCACGUUGCAGACGAAGAGCAACGUCAAGGAACUCGGAAUGCUGUCAUAAUGGGAAGAAAGACGUGGGCAAGUAUCCCGCCAAAGUUCCGCCCACUUGCAGGUCGUUUCAAUGUUGUGAUCAGCCGAACGUCGAGCGCCACCGAUCUCGGAAUCGAUCCAGACUCAAACGAUGCCCGAGUAUUCUCGUCUGUCGAGCAAGCGCUGAUACACCUAGCAACGCCUCAAGCGAGCAUCAGCAGAGUCUUUGUCAUCGGUGGCGCACAGAUGUACACAGAUCUGCUCGAUUUCCACUCGAGCUUGGCGACAGUGGACAAAUUGCUCGUGACACGCAUUCUGGCACCUCUGUACGAGUGCGAUUCGUUCUUCCCGGAAUUCCGAACGCGCGAGCAAUACCAAGCCGAACUGGAGCACGCCAACAAGAUCGUCGCCGGCCAGAACGUGGAACCUGAACGGCUACCGAAUCUACUCAAGCAGCAAGAGUGGACGCAGGCAUCAGCCGACUCGCUGCGACAAUACCUUGGCAGCGCAUGCCCUGUUGCGCUUACUGACUCCAGAGACAUGGUGACGAGCGAAGGCGAGACAUGGUACCAGUACCAAUUAUGGGAGAAGACGGUGUGA
This is a messenger RNA of Mycosarcoma maydis (corn smut), 738 nucleotides long. RefSeq names its product dihydrofolate reductase. Lineage: Eukaryota; Fungi; Basidiomycota; Ustilaginomycetes; Ustilaginales. Gene Ontology annotation, molecular function: NADP binding; dihydrofolate reductase activity. The coding region runs from base 1 to 738 and encodes 245 amino acids. Gene Ontology annotation, cellular component: mitochondrion. The record is from RefSeq and is a predicted model, not a curated record. The transcript has 2 exons. Gene Ontology annotation, biological process: dihydrofolate metabolic process; tetrahydrofolate biosynthetic process; glycine biosynthetic process.